CUGAGAGCAAGGAAGCUGAGGGAGAGAGAGAGAGAAAGAGAGAGAGAGAGAGAGAGAGAGACAGGAGCAGCGCUGAAUCUUCUGUCACUCUCUCUCACUCCAUCGUGAGAGCUACAGGACUCAUACUGUCCUCCAGCACACCCACACACACACACUGAGAAAGAGAGAGAGAAUACACUGAAACACACUGAAGAGAAAACGGAAGGAUUUUCUGAUUUCUCCUGAGGAGCUGCAAAUAACCCUCGGAGAAGGAUGGCAGAGGGAGAGGGGGGAGAUGAAGAGAUACAGUUCCUACGGACGGAAGACCAAGUUGUGCUCCAGUGCACCGCGACUGUUCUGAAGGAGCAGAUCAAACUAUGCCUUUCCUGUGAAGGCUUUGGGAACCGUCUGUGCUUUCUAGAGACAACGUCAAAUGCCCAGAAUGUGCCGCCUGAUCUGGCAAUCUGUGCCUUUGUACUGGAGCAGUCGCUGUCAGUACGAGCCCUGCAGGAGAUGCUGGCCAACACUGUGGAGAUGAACGAGGCAGUUGAUUUGGAUAAAUGGUCAUUUCAGGGAGGGGGACACCGAACACUGCUCUAUGGCCAUGCCAUCCUCCUGAGACACUACCACUCUGGCAUGUAUCUCAGCUGCUUGACGACAUCACGUUCACUCACAGACAAGCUGGCCUUUGAUGUGGGCCUGCAAGAGGAUUCUACAGGGGAAGCAUGUUGGUGGACCAUCCAUCCUGCAUCCAAGCAGAGGUCAGAGGGUGAGAAGGUCAGGGUAGGAGACGACCUGAUCCUGGUUAGCGUGUCAUCAGAGAGAUACCUACAUCUGUCAUACGCCAGCGGGGACCUGAUGGUAGAUGCCUCCUUUAUGCAGACCUUAUGGAACAUGAAUCCAGUCUGCUCAGGCUGUGAGCUGGCAGAGGGGUACUUAACUGGAGGUCAUGUCUUAAGAUUGUUUCAUGGUCACAUGGAUGAGUGUCUGGCCAUCUCAACACCUGAUCAGGGAGAGGAGCAGCGCAAGAUUGCACAAUAUGAAGGAGGGGCGGUAUGUAGUCAGGCCCGUUCAUUGUGGAGACUUGAGCCUCUGAGAAUUGGUUGGAGCGGUAGCCACAUGAAGUGGGGCCAGGCUUUCCGCGUACGCCACAUCACAACGGGUCGGUACCUGUGUCUGGAUGAGGAGAAAGGUCUGAUGGUUCUGGAUCCAGAGAAAGCCAACACUAAAUUGUCUGCCUUCUGUUACCGUGCAUCAAAGGAGAAAGUGGAGGGGGCUCAGAAGAAGCGGGACGUGGAAGGAAUGGGUGUUCCUGAGAUCAAGUAUGGCGAGUCCAUGUGUUUUAUGCAGCAUCUUUCCACAGGGUUGUGGCUCACAUACGCUGCUUUAGAUGCUAAAGCGGCUCGCCUGGGAACCAUGAAGAGAAGGGCCAUAUUACAUCAAGAGGGCCACAUGGAUGAUGCACUGACUUGCUCUCGCUCUCAGAUGGAAGAGUCUCAGGCUGCUCGUAUGAUCUACAGCACCACAGGCCUUUUUACACAGUUUAUCAAAUGUCUGGACUCUUUGAGUGGGAAGAACAAAUCCCCCGGUCUGGUGUCCCUGCCAUUGGACGGAGUGAUCCUGUCCUUGCAGGAUCUGAUCCAUUACUUCCGGCCUCCAGAGGAGGAGCUGGAACACGAGGAGAAACAGACCAAGCUGCGCUCUCUACGCAACCGACAGAACCUCUUCCAAGAAGAGGGGAUGAUCACCAUCGUGCUGGAGUGUAUCGACCGCCUGAAUGUCUACAACACUGCUGCACACUUCUCUGAGUUUGCCGGAGAGGAAGCUGCUGAAUCCUGGAAAGAGAUUGUCAACCUGCUCUAUGAACUGCUUGCGUCGCUGAUUAGAGGAAACCGUUCUAACUGUGCUCUGUUUUGCGAUAACCUUGACUGGCUGGUUAGUAAACUGGAUCGUCUGGAAGCUUCUUCAGGCAUCCUAGAGGUGCUGUAUUGUGUUUUGAUUGAAAGUCCUGAAGUCUUGAACAUCAUUCAGGAGAAUCACAUCAAGUCUAUCAUUUCUCUCUUGGACAAGCACGGUCGAAACCAUAAGGUUUUAGAUGUAUUGCGCUCUCUGUGUGUGUGUAACGGUGUCGCUGUGAGGUCCAAUCAAAACCUCAUCACAGAAAAUCUGCUUCCGGGCCGUGACCUCCUGCUGCAGACUAACAUCGUUAACUAUGUAUCAAGCGUGAGGCCCAAUAUCUUCUUGGGGACUUGUGAAGGCUCUACACAGUAUAAGAAGUGGUACUAUGAGGUGAUGGUAGACUAUGUGGAACCAUUUGUGGCAGCUCAGGCUACCCAUCUGCGUGUUGGCUGGGCUCUGACUGAGGGCUUCAGUCCAUACCCAGGAGGAGGAGAGGGUUGGGGUGGCAAUGGUGUGGGUGAUGACCUAUAUUCUUAUGGUUUUGAUGGCCUUCAUUUGUGGUCAGGUCAUGUGUCACGUCAGGUUGCUUCGCCCAACCAGCACAUCCUGGCGGCAGAUGAUGUUGUGAGCUGCUGUCUGGAUCUGAGUGUGCCCAGUAUCUCCUUCCGUAUCAAUGGCCAUCCAGUCCAGGGAAUGUUUGAGAACUUUAACGUAGACGGCCUCUUCUUUCCCGUCAUUAGCUUCUCUGCUGGAGUGAAAGCUCGGUUCCUUUUGGGUGGUCGCCAUGGGGAUUUUAAGUUUUUGCCCCCUCCUGGUUACACACCAUGUUAUGAAGCUCUUCUCCCCAAAGACAGAAUGCGCAUCGAGCACAUUAAGGAGUAUAAACAUGACUUUAAUGGAGUCAGAAACCUGCUGGGCCCCACACAGUCCCUUACACACACUUCAUUCACUCCCUGUCCUGUUGACACUGCCCAGAUUGUUCUACCUCCUCAUUUGGAGCGGAUCAGAGAGAAGCUUGCAGAAAACAUCCAUGAGCUCUGGGCUGUGACUCGUAUUGAGCAGGGUUGGACCUACGGAGUGUUCAGGGAUGAUAAUAAGAAGUUGCACCCGUGUCUGGUGGACUUUCAGAAUCUUCCAGAACCCGAGAGGAAUUAUAACCUCCAGAUGUCUGGAGAGACCUUGAAAACCCUCUUAGCUUUGGGCUGCCAUGUAGGCAUGGGAGAUGAGAAAGCUGAGGAGAAUCUGAAGAAGAUCAAAUUGCCCAAAACUUAUGUGAUGAGCAGUGGGUACAAACCAGCUCCACUAGACCUCAGUCACGUCAAACUGACACCCAAUCAGAACCAGUUGGUGGAGAAGUUGGCAGAAAAUGGGCAUAAUGUUUGGGCACGGGACAGAGUGAGACAAGGAUGGACCUACAGCAUUUUGCAGGACAUUUUGAAUAAGCGCAACCCUCGUCUGGUACCUUACAACCUGCUGGAUGAGAGAACCAAGAAGACCAACAGAGACAGUGUGAACAACGCUGUGCGCACUCUGAUUGGCUAUGGAUACAACAUCGAGCCCCCAGAUCAGGAGAGCAGUGGUCUUGGUGUUGAGAACACACGUGGAGAUAAAGUGCGUAUCUUCAGGGCAGAGAAGCAGUAUGCUGUUACCUCAGGAAAAUGGUACUUUGAGUUUGAGGCCGUAACCACAGGAGAGAUGAGAGUUGGCUGGGCUCGACCGAACGUCCGCUCUGACGUUGAGCUUGGUUCUGAUGAGCUGGCCUAUGUCUUUAAUGGAAACAGGGCUCAGCGAUGGCACAUUGGUAAUGAGCCAUUUGGCCGUCAAUGGCAGUCUGGUGAUGUGGUCGGGUGCAUGAUAGACCUCACUGAAAUGAACAUCAUGUUCACUCUUAAUGGAGAGAUGCUGAUCAGUGAUUCUGGCUCUGAAAUGGCAUUCAAAGACAUUGAGAUUGGAGACGGUUUUAUUCCAGUCUGCACUUUGGGUCUUUCUCAGGUUGCCCGUAUUAACCUGGGUCAGAAUGUUAGCAGCCUACGCUACUUCGCCAUCUGUGGGCUCCAAGAAGGCUUUGAGCCAUUCGCCAUCAACAUGAAGAGAGACAUCACAAUGUGGUUCAGUAAGAGCCUCCCCCAGUAUGUUCCGGUGCCCACGGACCACAACCACAUUGAGGUCUCUCGUGUGGAUGGAACCGUAGACAGCGCCCCCUGUAUUAAAAUAACCCACAAGACUUUUGGAUCCCAAAAUGCCAACACAGACAUGCUGUUCUUCAGACUGAGCAUACCUGUAGAGUUCCACCUGACCUUCAUGGUGCCUGCAGGCACUACUCCCCUCACACGAACCCUCACCAUCCCUGAAGAAGAGGUGCUGGAGGUGGACCCCGACUCUGACUUUGAGGUGCUGAAGAAGUCAGCCAGUCGCAAAGAGCAGGAGGAGAAGGAAAAGGAGCCAUCCAUGCCCAAAGAUAUCCCAAGCAAUAAAGAAAAUGACAAAGACACUGCAUCCGAGAAAGGAAAGAAGAAAGGCUUCCUGUUUAAAGCUAAAAAGGCAGCCAUGAUCGCUCCUCCUCCACCUCCACCUAUUAUGCCCCGUUUGUUUGAGGAUGUGGUGCCUGACGAUCGUGACGACCCAGAGAUCAUCCUCAAUACGACCACAUACUAUUACUCAGUCCGUAUCUUCGCCGGUCAAGAACCUAGCGGGGUAUGGGUGGGUUGGGUCACCCCAGACUUCCACAUGUAUGACCUCAACUAUGACCUGUCUAAGGUCCGCACUGUCACUGUCACUGUUGGAGACGACAAGGGCAAUAUACAUGACAGUAUAAAGAGGAGUAACUGCUAUAUGGUGUGGGGAGGAGAGUUUGGCAGCAGCACCCAGCAGAGGUUUAGCCAGGAAGAUCUGGUGAUUGGUUGUUUGGUUGACCUGGCAACAGGUCUCAUGAAUUUCACAGCCAAUGGGAAAGAGAUCAACACUUUCUACCAGGUGGAGCCCAACACUAAGUUGUUUCCAGCUGUGUUUGUUUUGCCGACCAGCCAGAACAUGCUGCAGCUGGAACUCGGAAAACUCAAGAAUAUCAUGCCUCUUUCGGCAGCCAUGUUCCGUAGUGAGCGCAAGAACCCAGUGCCCCAGUGUCCUCCUCGGCUGGAUGUUGAGAUGCUGACCCCUGUGAUCUGGAGCCGGAUGCCUAACCACUUCCUGAAUCCAAAAGUGGGGCGGGUGAGCGAGAGGCACGGCUGGAUGGUGGAAUGUACAGAGCCUCUCACCAUGAUGGCUCUGCAUAUACCUGAAGAGAACAGGUGUAUCGACAUCCUGGAACUGUCUGAACGGCAUGACUUGCUGAAGUUCCACUAUCACACUCUCAUGCUUUAUUGUGCUGUGUGUGCAUUGGGCAACAACCGUGUGGCCCAUGCCCUCUGCAGCCACGUGGACGAAUCACAGCUCUUCUACGCAAUCGAGAACACCUACCUGCCCGGCCCUCUUCGCAGUGGCUACUACGACCUUCUCAUCAGUAUCCACCUGGAGUCAGCCAAACGCAACCGCUUGGGAACCAAUCGUGAGUUUAUUGUUCCCAUGACAAAAGAGACGCUCAGCAUCACGCUUUUCCCGGAUGCAGAAGCGGCCCAUGACCUGCCAGGAGUAGGUCUCACGACCUGCCUCAGACCCAAGCUACACUUCUCCCCCAUCAACUUUGUGGGUACUGACCCAGAUCUGUACACCAUAAGCCCCAUCAUUCCUCUGCAGGAACUGAAGACCAAGGCUCUAAGCAUGCUUACUGAAGCCGUGUUCGACGGCAGCCAGGCCAUGCGUGAUCCUGUUGGGGGCAGCGUUGAGUUUCACUUCGUUCCUAUUCUCAAACUAAUCAGCACCCUCCUCAUAAUGGGCAUCUUCAACGAUGAAGACGUCAAGCACAUUCUCAAGAUGAUCGAUCCCAAUGUGUUCGGAAAGAAAGAGGAGACAGGAGAGACAGAGGAACCAGAAGAGGAAGCUGCUCCCAAGGAGGAAGGAGAGGAGGUGAAAGAGAAAGAAGAAGCGGCUGAAGGAGAAGAGGAAGCCGUGGAUGAGGGAGUUGGGGAGGAGGAGGAGGAGGAUGAGGAGCUGAAAGCUCUGAAGAAGGAGAUGGGACAGGAAGGAGAAGAGGUUGAGAAGGCAGUAGAGGAGGAGGAGGGAGAGAAGGUGGAUGGAGAAAAAGCCGGGGAGGAAAAGGAGGCAGAAGAAGUAGGUGAGGAGGCCAAAGAGGAGGAAGAGGAGGCUCCAGAGGAGGGACUACUUCAAAUGAAGCUGCCAGAGUCUGUCAAACUGCAGAUGUGUACCCUUCUACAGUAUUUCUGUGACUGUGAGCUCAGACACAGAGUUGAGGCAAUUUUGGCAUUCUCUGAUAAAUUUGUACAGCAGAUCCAGUCAAACCAGCGUGAACGAUACAAUGACCUAAUGAGAGCAUUUACAAUGUCUGCUGCAGAGACCGCUCGCAGGACCAGAGAGUUUCGCUCUCCUCCUCUGGAACAGGUUUUCCUGUUGACUAACUUCAAGCACAGCCCAGAAGACGAGGAUUGCCCUGUGCCAGAGGAAGUGCGGGAAACCCUCCAGAAUUUCCACAAUGAGCUGCUGAAUCACUGUGGUGUCCACGUAGAAGAAGAAGCAGAGGAGGAAGAGGUAGAGGCGUCUCUGAGAGGGAGACUGCUCAGUUUAGUGGAGAAGAUCAAGACCUUUAGGAAGAAAAAGGAGGAAGAGGAGCCAGAACCAGAGGAAGAGCCCAAACCUAGUACUUUACAGGAACUGAUAUCCCACACAAUGAUCCACUGGGCACAGGAGUCCUUUAUUCAGAACCCUGAGCUGGUGCGGCUCAUGUUCAGUCUUCUUCAUCGGCAGUAUGACGCUCUGGGAGAGUUGAUCCGCGCCCUGCCAAAGGCCUAUGCCAUCAAUGCUGUGUCCAUACAGGACACAAUGGACCUGCUGGAGUGCCUGGGACAGAUCCGUUCCCUUCUCAUCGUCCAGAUGGGCCCGGAAGAGGAGAGGCUUAUGAUUCAGAGCAUUGGGAACAUCAUGAACAACAAGUUGUUCUACCAGCACCCUAACCUGAUGCGAGCUCUGGGCAUGCAUGAGACGGUCAUGGAGGUUAUGGUCAAUGUACUGGGAGGUGGAGGAGACUCUAAGGAAAUACGAUUCCCGCAAAUGGUUACCAGUUGCUGUCGCUUCCUGUGCUACUUCUGCAGGAUCAGCCGUCAGAACCAGCGUUCCAUGUUUGACCACCUCUCAUACCUGCUGCAGAACAGUGGCAUUGGACUCGGAAUGCGUGGAUCUACUCCUUUGGAUGUUGCUGCUGCAUCUUGCAUUGACAACAAUGAGCUGGCACUGGCGCUGCAAGAGCAAGACCUUGAGAUGGUGGUGACGUAUCUGGCUGGAUGCGGCCUUCGAAUGUGCCCCAUGCUUCUGUCUAAAGGCUACCCUGACAUCGGAUGGAAUCCAGGUGGAGGAGAGAGAUAUCUGGACUUCCUACGUUUUGCUGUGUUUGUAAAUGGUGAGAGCGUAGAGGAGAACGCCAACGUGGUUGUUCGUCUGUUGAUUCGUCGGCCUGAGUGCUUCGGCCCCGCUCUGAGAGGAGAGGGUGGUGCAGGUCUGUUAGCUGCCAUCGAAGAGGCCAUUAAGAUCUCUGAGGACCCUGCCAGAGAUGGGCCAACUCCUAAAAAGGACAGACGUUUCAUGUUUGGAGGGGAGGAGCAACAUGAAGAGAACAGAGUACAUCUUGGAAAUGCUGUCAUGUCAUUUUACUCUGCUCUUAUUGACUUGCUGGGUCGCUGUGCUCCUGAGAUGCAUUUGAUCCAAGCAGGUAAAGGUGAAGCUUUGAGAAUCAGAGCUAUCUUGAGGUCUCUCGUACCCAUUGAAGACCUGGUGGGAGUCAUUAGCCUUCCAGUUCAGAUCCCCACCUUUGGCAAAGAUGAUCAGAUUGUUGAGCCAAAAAUGUCAGCGAGUUUCGUGCCAGACCACAAAGCCUCCAUGGUGCUUUUCUUGGACAGAGUGUAUGGCAUUGAUAACCAGGACUUCCUGUUGCAUGUGCUAGAGGUGGGCUUCCUGCCCGAUAUGAGAGCCUCAGCCUCCCUAGAUACGGCGGCAUUCAGCACCACAGAGAUGGCUCUGGCUCUAAACCGUUACCUGUGCUCAGCUGUGCUUCCUCUGCUCACAAAGUGUGCCCCACUGUUCGCUGGAACAGACCACCGUGCCAUCAUGAUCGACUCAAUGCUGCACACCAUCUACAGACUGUCCCGUGGCCGUGCCCUUACCAAGGCCCAGAGGGACGUCAUCGAGGACUGCCUUAUGUCUCUUGUCAAGUAUUUGCGGCCAUCUAUGUUGCAGCAUUUGUUGAGAAGGCUGGUGUUUGAUGUGCCAAUCUUAAACGAGUAUGCCAAGAUGCCCCUCAAGUUGUUGACCAAUCACUAUGAGCGCUGCUGGAAGUAUUAUUGCCUGCCAAAUGGAUGGGCGAACUUUGGAGUCACAUCAGAGGAAGAGCUGCAUCUCUCUCGCAAACUCUUCUGGGGCAUCUUUGAGUCCCUCGCACACAAGAAAUUUGAUGCAGAGCUGUUUAAGAUCGCCAUGCUCUGCAUCUGUGCCAUUGCGGGUGCCAUCCCUCCAGACUAUGUGGAUGCUAGCUAUUCAUCUAUGACUGAGAAGAAAGCAUCUGUCGACGCUGAGGGAAACUUUGACCCCAAACCAGUGGAGACAACAAACACCAUCAUUCCUGAGAGACUCGAUGCCUUCAUUAACAAAUAUGCUGAGCACACGCAUGAUAAAUGGGCCUUUGAGAAGAUCCAAAACAACUGGACAUAUGGUGAGGUUCUAGAUGAGAACAGCAAAACUCACCCCAUGCUGCGGCCGUACAAGACUUUCUCAGAGAAGGAUAAAGAGAUCUAUCGCUGGCCCAUUAAAGAGUCCAUCAAGGCCAUGCUGGCAUGGGAAUGGACUCUGGAGAAAGCCAGAGAUGGAGAAACUGAGAAAACUGAAGUGAAGGCCACCAGGAAGAUCUCCCAGACUGCUCAGGCCACCUAUGAUCCCAGCCAGGGAUACUCUCCCCAGCCAGUGGAACUGACAGGCAUGGCCUUGUCCAGAGAGCUACAGUCCAUGGCAGAGCAGCUUGCUGAGAAUUAUCAUAACACUUGGGGCCGCAAGAAAAAGAUAGAGCUGCAAGCCAAGGGUGGUGGCACCCAUCCUUUGUUGGUACCAUAUGAUACAUUGACGGCCAAAGAGAAGACAAGAGACAGAGAGAAAGCCCAAGACCUGCUCAAAUUCCUUCAGUUAAAUGGAUACGCUGUCACCAGAGGUUUGAAGGACAUGGAACAGGAGAUUUCCUCUAUUGAGAAGCGUUUCGCUUAUGGGUUCCUGCAGAAGCUGUUGAAGUGGAUGGAGAUUGCCCAGGAGUUUAUUGCACAUCUUGAGGCUGUUGUGAGCAGUGGAAGAGUCGAGAAAUCCCCUCACGAACAGGAGAUUAAAUUCUUUGCCAAGAUUCUACUUCCACUGGUAAACCAGUACUUUAAGAAUCACUGCCUGUAUUUCCUGUCCACACCUGCUAAAGUCCUGGGCAGUGGUGGGCAUGCCUCUAACAAAGAGAAGGAGAUGAUUGCUAGUAUCUUCUGUAAGUUGGCCGGUCUGGUGAGACACAGGGUUUCCCUCUUUGGCACUGAUGCCUCAGCAGUGGUCAACUGUCUCCAUAUUCUUUCCCGCUCACUGGAUGCCAGAACUGUGAUGAAAUCUGGGCCUGAGAUUGUGAAGGCUGGUCUGCGCUCUUUCUUUGAGAGUGCUGCCGAUGAUAUUGAGAAGAUGGUUGAGAACCUUAAACUGGGGAAAGUGUCUACCAAAAACCAGGUGAAAGGUGUAUCUCAGAACAUUAGCUACACCACCACUGCUCUUCUGCCAGUGCUCACCUCUCUGUUCGACCACAUCGCCCAGCACCAGUUUGGAGAUGAUGUCAUGUUGGAUGACUUGCAGAUAUCCUGUUACCGUAUCAUGUGCAGUAUCUAUUCCCUGGGCACUGUAAAGACCCCUCAUGCUGAGAACCAAAGACCAGCUCUAGGAGAAUGUCUGGCUCAUCUGGCUGCUGCCAUGCCUGUUGCAUUUCUGGAGCCUCUCCUCAACGAGUUCAACACAUACUCGGUGUACACUACCAAAACCCCACGAGAGAGAACAAUCCUGGGUCUGCCCAGUCAAGUGCAGGAACUGUGUCUGGACAUCCCUGAGCUGGACCUGUUGAUGAAAGAGAUCGGGGAUCUGGCAGAGUCUGGGGCCCGUUACACAGAGAUGCCCCACGUGAUUGAGAUCACCCUGCCCAUGCUGUGCAACUAUCUGCCCCGCUGGUGGGAGAGAGGACCAGAGAACUUCCCAGAGCAGGAAGACCUUCUGUGCACGGAUGUCACCUCGGAACAACUCAAUCAGCUCCUGGGUAGCAUCAUGAAGAUUGUCGUCAAUAAUCUGGGCAUUGAUGAAGCUUCCUGGAUGAAGAGAUUGGCAGUGUUUGCUCAGCCCAUUGUGAGCAGGGCAAAGCCUGAGAUGCUCAAGUCCCACUUCAUCCCCACCAUGGAGAAGCUGAAGAAACGUUGUGGAAAGGUGGUGGCCGAGGAGGAUCAGCUGCGUAUGGAGGGGAAGGCAGAGGUGGACAGUGAGCAGGGAACCAUUCGUGAUGAGUUUGCUGUGCUCUGCAGGGAUCUGUAUGCUCUUUACCCGCUACUCAUCCGAUACGUAGACAACAACAGGGCGAGGUGGUUGACCUGUCCUGACCCUGAUGCUGAGGACCUCUUCAGGAUGGUUGGAGAAGUUUUUAUCUUCUGGUCCAAAUCUCACAAUUUCAAACGCGAGGAGCAGAAUUUUGUGGUGAUGAAUGAGAUCAACAACAUGUCCUUCCUCACUGCUGACAGCAAAAGCAAGAUGAGCAUGGCCGGAGACGGAGAGGGUGGAGGCUCAGAUGUUGAGCGGGCCAAGAAGAAGCGCCGCGGGGACCGUUAUUCCGUUCAGACCUCGCUGAUUGUAGCGGCCCUGAAGAAACUGCUCCCCAUCGGCCUCAACAUGUGCUCCCCUGCAGACCAAGAGCUCAUAAACAUGGCCAAGAUCCGCUACUCUCUGAAAGACACCGAUGAAGAAGUGAGGGAGUUUCUGCAGAAUAACCUGCAUUUACAGGGAAAGGUUGAGGACCCAUCUAUGCGCUGGCAGAUAGCUCUGUAUAAGGAGACCUCAGGUAAAGCUGAAGACGCUGAUGUACCAGAGAAGGUUGUGAAGAGAGUUCAGGAAGUUUCGGCUGUUCUCUACCACAUUGAGUUGACUGAGCAUCCAUUCAAAUCCAAGAAGAUGGUUUGGCACAAGCUUCUGUCCAAACAGCGUCGCAGGGCAGUAGUGGCCUGCUUCAGAAUGACACCGCUGUACAACAUCCCUAGGCACCGGGCAUCUAACAUGUUCCUUAAUGGUUACAAGCGCAAUUGGAUUGAAAAUGAGGGCUACUCUUUUGAAGACAAGAUGAUCGAUGACUUAUCUAAAGCAAUGGAGCAGGAAGAAGAAGAAGAGGAAGAAACCGAAUCAAAACCAGACCCCCUUCAUCAGCUCAUCCUUCACUUUAGCCGCACAGCUCUCACCGAGAAAGCUAAACUUGAAGUGGAUCAUCUAUAUAUGUCAUACGCUGAUAUAAUGGCAAAAAGCUGCCACAUUGGUGAGGAGGACGAAGGGGGAGAGGAGGGGGGCGAGGAGCCAUCCUUUGAGGUGCGACAGACAGAGAUGGAGAAGGAGAUGGAAAAGCAGAGGCUUCUGUACCAGCAGUCCCGUCUACAUGACCGCGGAGCGGCUGAAAUGGUUCUGCAGAUGAUCAGUGCUUGCAAAGGUGAGACUGGAGCCAUGGUGUCCUCUACUCUCAAACUUGGCAUCUCCAUCCUCAAUGGUGGCAACAGUGAUGUUCAGCAGAGGAUGUUGGACUACCUGAAAGACAAGAAAGAUGUGGGCUUCUUCCUCAGCCUACAGGCUCUCAUGCAAACCUGCAGUGUUCUGGAUCUGAAUGCGUUUGAGAGACAGAAUAAGGCCGAGGGUCUUGGGAUGGUGUCAGAAGAGGGCUCAAAUAUCAAGCUAGAACGUGAAGAGAAAGUGAUGGCGGAUGAUGAAUUCACUUGCGACAUUUUCCGCUUCCUGCAGCUGCUCUGUGAAGGCCACAACAACGAUUUCCAGAACUAUCUGCGCACACAGACAGGCAGCACAACUACGAUCAACAUCAUCAUCUGCACGGUUGACUAUCUGCUCAGACUGCAGGAGUCUAUCAGUGACUUCUACUGGUAUUACUCUGGGAAGGAUAUCAUUGAUGAACCAGGCAAGAGAAACUUUUCUAAGGCAAUGACGGUUGCUAAACAGGUUUUCAACAGCCUGACAGAGUAUAUCCAGGGUCCUUGCACUGGUAAUCAGCAGUCUCUGGCUCACAGCAGAUUGUGGGAUGCAGUGGUGGGCUUCUUGCAUGUGUUCGCACACAUGAUGAUGAAGCUAGCACAGGAUCAUUUCUGGAGUAGAACACAUUCUGAGGACUCCAGUCAGAUUGGUCUGUUGAAGGAGCUUCUGGAUUUGCAGAAGGACAUGGUGGUGAUGCUUCUCUCUCUAUUAGAGGGUAACAUUGUGAAUGGCACAAUCGCUCGCCAGAUGGUUGACAUGCUGGUUGAGUCAUCCAGCAACGUAGAGAUGAUUCUCAAGUUCUUUGACAUGUUCCUCAAACUGAAGGACAUUGUGGCAUCGGAUGCCUUCCGUGACUAUGUGACGGACCCUCGUGGCCUUAUCUCCAAGAAAGACUUCUCCAAGGCUAUGGACAGUCAGAAGCAGUACACUCCAUCUGAGAUCCAGUUCCUGCUGUCUUGCUCUGAAGCCGAUGAGAACGAGAUGAUCAAUUUUGAGGAGUUUGCCGAUCGCUUCCAAGAGCCAGCCAAAGACAUCGGCUUCAACAUUGCUGUGCUACUCACCAACCUCUCUGAGCAUGUUCCUCAUGACACUCGCUUGCAGAACUUUUUGGAGCAAGCUGAGAGUGUGCUCAACUACUUCCGACCCUUCCUGGGCCGUAUCGAGAUCAUGGGUGCUGGCAAGAGGAUAGAACGUAUCUACUUUGAAAUCAGCGAGGCCAACCGCAACCAAUGGGAGAUGCCUCAGGUCAGAGAGUCAAAGCGGCAGUUCAUCUUUGAUGUCGUCAAUGAGGGUGGUGAGUCUGAGAAGAUGGAGCUCUUUGUGAACUUCUGCGAGGACACCAUCUUUGAGAUGAACAUUGCCUCGCAGAUCUCAGAGCAGGAAGAGGAGGUGAUUGAAGAUGAGGAUGAAGAAGAUGAGGAGGAGAGCAGUGGUGGCGGAAAUGGAGAGGGUGAAGGAGAAGAAGGGAAUGGAGAAGCAGCACCACCUGAAUCCAGCUCAGCCUUUGCAGACUUCAUCAAGAGCGUAAUGAACUUCAUCAGCCUCUUCACUUUCCGCAAUCUCAGACGCCGUUACCGCAAAAUCAGGAAAAUGACCAUAAAGGACAUGAUUGUUGGUCUGGUCAUGUUCCUCUAUACUGUCCUCUUUGGCAUCCUGCACUUCAUCUACAGCGUCUGCAGAGGUUUCUUCAUGCUCAUCUGGAACACUCUCUUCGGAGGAGGUCUGGUGGAGGGAGCUAAGAAGAUGACGUUGACAGAGAUCCUGACUAACAUGCCCGACCCAACUCAAGAUGAGGUGCACGAUGACCUUCCACCUGAGCCAGGAGCAAGAAACGUACAAGAAUCAGGUGGAGCUGGUGAGGGAGAGGAGGGAACAGGAGGAGAGGAGGAAGCAGAAGAAGGAGAAGAGGAUGAUGGUGGAAGACCUGGUUUUGGUCCUCACGGCGGUUUAGGAGAUAUGGGAGAAACUGAGCCAGAGGAGCCUCCGACUCCAGAAGGCAGCCCACUGCUGAAGAGGAAGCUGGUGACUGAAGAAGGAGAGGGAGAAACAGUAGAAGAGGAGAAAGUAGAGGAAGAAGCAGCCCCUGAACCCGAAAAAGCAGAUGCUGAAAAUGGAGAAAAGGCCGAGAAGGAGGCAGAACCUGAGCCAGAGGAAAAACCAGAUGAAGAGCAAGAGGAGAAAAAAGCAAAGGCUAAAGCAAAGAAAGGCAAGAAGCAAGAAAAAGAGGGCUUUGAACUCUGGAAUGAACUUGAAGUCCAAAGAAACAAGUUCAUGAACUAUCUGUCUCGCAAUUUCUACAACCUGCGCUUCCUGGCUCUCUUCAUCGCCUUUGCACUCAACUUCAUUCUGCUCUUCUACAAGGUAUCUGCCAGCCCACCUGGAGAAGAGGAGGAGUUUGAGGGUUCGGCUAUGUUUGAGGGUUCUGGUGUAUUUGAGGGCUCUGCUGUGUUUGAAGGAUCUGGUGUGUUCGAGGGCUCUGGGAUCUUUGAGGGCUCUGCUGGAGAAGCCGAAGCUUCUGGAAUGGAGGAGAAUGGAGAGGAAGAUGAGGAAGAAGGGUUUGUCUACUUCUUCCUGGAGGAGAGCACUGGAUAUAUGGAACCCGCUAUGGCCUUCUUCUCUAUCUUACACUCCAUAAUUUCCUUCCUCUGUAUCAUCGGCUACAACUGUCUGAAGGUUCCUUUGGUCAUCUUUAAGAGAGAGAAGGAACUGGCCCGUAAACUGGAGUUUGACGGUCUGUACGUAACUGAACAACCAGAAGAUGACGACAUCAAGGGCCAGUGGGACAGACUUGUCCUCAAUACACCGUCUUUCCCGAACAACUACUGGGACAAAUUUGUGAAGAGAAAGGUGCUAGAGAAGUAUGGCGAUAUCUACGGUAGAGAAAGAAUCGCUGAGCUGCUCGGCAUGGAUCUAGCAUCCCUUGAUGUCAGUGCUAUGACACACGAGAAGAAGCCUCGGAUUGAUCCCUCAAUGUUCACAUGGUUGACAUCUAUUGACAUCAAAUACCAAAUCUGGAAAUUUGGAGUGGUGUUCACUGAUAAUACGUUCCUGUAUCUGGUUUGGUAUCUGGUCAUGUCACUGCUUGGCCACUACAACAACUUUUUCUUCGCCUGUCAUCUGCUGGACAUCGCUAUGGGUGUCAAAACCCUGCGCACCAUCCUGUCCUCUGUAACUCACAAUGGCAAACAGCUGCUGAUGACGGUGGGUCUGCUGGCUGUGGUGGUCUACCUCUACACCGUGGUGGCCUUCAAUUUCUUCCGAAAGUUCUACAACAUGAGUGAGGAUGAAGACGAACCGGAUAUGAAGUGUAACGACAUGAUGACUUGUUAUCUGUUCCACAUGUACGUGGGUGUGCGAGCUGGUGGUGGUAUAGGAGACGAGAUCGAGGAUCCAGCCGGAGACGAGUAUGAACUUUAUCGUGUGGUCUUUGACAUCACCUUCUUCUUUUUUGUCAUUGUCAUCCUGCUGGCCAUCAUUCAAGGUCUGAUCAUUGAUGCCUUCGGUGAGCUGAGAGAUCAGCAGGAGCAGGUCCGAGAGGACAUGGAGACUAAGUGUUUCAUUUGUGGAAUUGGAAGCGACUACUUUGACUCGACUCCGCAUGGCUUCGAGACGCAUACGAUGGAGGAGCACAAUUUAGCCAACUACAUGUUCUUCCUGAUGUAUUUAAUCAAUAAAGAUGAAACGGAGCACACAGGACAGGAGUCCUAUGUAUGGAAAAUGUACCAGGAGCGAUGCUGGGACUUCUUCCCAGCUGGUGACUGUUUCAGGAAGCAAUAUGAAGAUCAACUUGGCUAAUUCUACAGCCUUGAAAGUGUGUGUUUGUGUACAAUUUUAUUUCAGGAAUGAGGGUCAAAGAGGAAAUUGUGAAAAAUAGGAAGGGAACAAGAGAUAAAUGACCGACUGUAGCCUUGAUUUGACUCUCACAACCCUCAUCUUCAGCCAACACAUCACACAGACCACACAAAUCCACUCAUAAUACUAAAAACCUUUGAUUUCCCUGUUUGACUAAACAAGAGAGAAAAAGAGCUAAGACUGAGCAUCAAAAGAAUGUUUUUUAAACUGUAUAUACACACUACAUGGCCUUUACCUAUCCACUAAGGACUUUUUAAAUCACAUCAAACCAAAAUGAACAAACACCCCUAAACAAAGCCUUCUUUUCCUCUCUGUUUUGUCUGUCACUAUCAAUCUAAAAAAUCUCAGUGCCUAAUGUUAAAUCUUAACAGUACAGUGAGGAUUUAAGUGUGAUUUUAUUGAUAGUCUGUAGCGAUAUUUUUAUGUGUAGAGUAGCUGUCUAGAUCUUUUCAUUUUAGCAUAUAUAAAUAAAGCUUUAUUUAUGCUUAUUUAUUCACGUAUACCACAGAAAUAUAGCCAUAUGAGUGGUAGCAUCCUGCUCUGUGACUAUAUAGAGCAUUUUGACAAAUAUCAAGCCAGGCUUUUUCCCUGGCGCAUCGAGCGAAUGUGAGAAUGCAUGCAACCGAAAUAUCUUAAUACCAUUUUAUUCUCGAGAGGAAAGUAUUACAACCCCGAUAUUUCUCUCCUGCCUCUGUUUCAAGUUUCAGAGAAUUACGAAUGGUCUCUUGAGAAGUUUUAACUUUGUAAAAAUGUGAAACCACCUGUUUUGCACUCUAGAGUCUUAUAAUGGGACGCUGUAUCCAUGCCAAGCACACACUUCCAUGGAGUCCUGCUACACACUGCUGUAUUAUUAAUAUAGAGAGGUGGAGAGAGUUUGUGGGUCAUUCGUUUUAUUCAAAACAUCCUCUCUAGAUUUACAAGACCAUGUCCUUUUACUCUGAUUAUGGGAAAGAAGUACUAUCAUGACUAUAUGCACAGUAUUAUUUAUGUUGCUAUACUGUCAUUUAAGACCUUGACGUGAACUAUGCUGUGCCAUUCAGAUAGCAAGGCUCUAACUUCAUUUAUCCACUUAAAUACAUAGAUGAUAUAUUUUUGUUGGAGAUCUAAAUAAUUAAGAUACUCUGAACUCAUUGUGUCACGUGAGUAUUUAUUAUGUACCUUUUUUGGGGGGGAAUAUAGGUCAGAAUUUAGUAGAAAAGUGGAAAAGGAAUGUGAGCUAGAUUAAGUUAACAUAGAGGUAACAAAGACGAUGUGUUUUUGCCUGUUAGAUUUGUAUUCUUCUUUUGGGUGAAAUCUCAUACUUUAUUUUUGUCGAAUAUAGGUGAAGUAUGUAGUCGUAGGUCUCUGAUAUGACUGAAACAAACUCACAUGUGCUUGUUCCACCUUGUGCGUUCUGCUGAUAUGUAAUGACAGCACAUUAAGAGCGUGUGUUGAGGUCUUUUGGUGUGUUUUGCUCUGAGAGCUCACAGAGGGAAGAAAUCAACUGUCUUCUCUGGAUCUGACUGUAUCAGGCUGAAUCCUGUGUUUCAAUGCACAUUAAACAGAUUCCAAUAUUUUAA
This is a messenger RNA of Sinocyclocheilus anshuiensis, 17177 nucleotides long. Its product is annotated as ryanodine receptor 1-like. Gene Ontology annotation, cellular component: calcium channel complex; sarcoplasmic reticulum membrane; Z disc. Bases 253 to 15561 code for a protein of 5102 amino acids. NCBI's taxonomy places the organism in Eukaryota, Metazoa, Chordata, Actinopteri, Cypriniformes, Cyprinidae. The transcript has 108 exons. Gene Ontology annotation, biological process: release of sequestered calcium ion into cytosol by sarcoplasmic reticulum; striated muscle contraction; intracellular calcium ion homeostasis. The record is from RefSeq and is a predicted model, not a curated record. Gene Ontology annotation, molecular function: ryanodine-sensitive calcium-release channel activity; protein binding.